This is a messenger RNA of Sphaeroforma arctica JP610, 1353 nucleotides long. RefSeq lists its product as hypothetical. NCBI's taxonomy places the organism in Eukaryota, Ichthyosporea, Ichthyophonida. The transcript is spliced from 3 exons. Bases 1 to 1353 code for a protein of 450 amino acids. The record is from RefSeq and is a predicted model, not a curated record.
AUGCAAUCCUUUCCAACUAAUACUGCAUUCUCUCUGUUGCACUCCAGGACUCUUGCAGGCACCCUGAGGCCCAGGGAACACUUGCGGGUGGCGGGCAGUAAUACCGCCGUACACAUGCGUGCACAGUCACACUCACCGGUACGCAGUGGCAACCGAACGACACCCGUACUACGAUCACCCACGCGAGCAUCCAGUUGUGAGAUGUCACUGGAAACACAGCAACCGAAUCAGGCUGAGGGAGGCUUGACAGGCCACCCUGUGGGUAGUUCCGAUGCAGGGAGGAAUUCGUACGACAGGUUGUGCAAAACUGGGCUAGAUUUGUCCGACCGGUUGGGUGAGAGGAGUGAUGAAUCUGAUAUGUUAUCGGAUAGGUCCGUGAGGACAGGAAACCGCGCAGAGGUCGAUGCUGAUUAUAGUGUACGCCCGCGAGUGAGCGUCAAAGCAGAACCGCAAUGUAAGACCAAUCGACACCCCGAGGAUUUGUUGGACAAUAUGGAUACUGGCGAGAUGGAUAUUCGUCGUACAACGGGGCUGAAUGUAACGUACGAUGAACCUAGAGUCGGCAGUGCGGCACAGUGCGUACGUCAGACAGGGAUUGGUAUGCGACAGUCAGAGGGUAGUAUACGGCAUCUAAUGGAUGAUAUACGACAACCAGAGGGAACUGCGAAAGUACCGGUAAUUGCAAUGACAGAGCCCACAGAGGUGACGGGGGCCAUAGUGAACUGCAACAGGGGCUACAAAAGGGCCAUAUCCGGGGCACCAAUUACACCAGGAGUGGGUAGUGACGACGGGGAUGUAUGCAUGGGUAUCAAGGAGGAGAGUACUGUUAAAAGUAUCAGUUCUACUCACCGAAAGCGACGGAGGGUUACCUUCGCGAAGAGCGUUGUAUUCAAAUCGCAGAGAGAGUAUACUGAGCCUGGCGAUGAGACUGACCACAUAUCGCGCGCGGAGCAGUACAAAGACACCGCCAAGGCCCUCUCUGAGCGCCUGCAGACAUCUGGACGUCAUCUGCUCGCGCUACGGCUGGCGUUGCACCUCUCCAGCGUAUCAGAAGAGUACUUCGUCAGCGGCACGCUCUUCACCACCGGGACAACCCAUGCCACCUCCCACCACUCACAUCGCUCACCCCCUGCCCGAACUUCGGGAAGCUUCCGACCCGCGCGGGGCUCCCAUACGGCCCAUCGCAGCACGUUCACUCCUGACGUGUUUGUGGUGGAGUGUGUGCGGAUGUCCACGGGUGAAGUGGUGGGGAUGGUACUCAGAGAGCGCGUGCUGGAUUUGGGCAUGUGUGUGGCGUACGGCCUGGCGCAUACGGAUGCAUUCAACACUAACUUCAGGACCUUAAUCAAGUAA